Messenger RNA from Alternaria arbusti, 483 nucleotides. RefSeq lists its product as uncharacterized. The transcript has 2 exons. Lineage: Eukaryota; Fungi; Ascomycota; Dothideomycetes; Pleosporales; Pleosporaceae. The coding region runs from base 1 to 483 and encodes 160 amino acids. The record is from RefSeq and is a predicted model, not a curated record.
AUGAGCGACAGCGAGAUGACCGACCUAGCGGACCAAGUCAACGAUAUCGAGGUCCCGCUAACCGCUCAAAGCAAGACACAGCGCAAACGGCAAGAUGAAGUUACGAGCCUUCUCGGUACUGACAUGGCAGGUCUAGCAGAGGAGUUCAUGUACAUCGCAACAGUCAGCCACCCUUCUCCGUCCUCCGAAUUACAUGACCACCAAGAUCUAGACUCCUCAUCUGCUCCGCUCUCACCCCUAGCCAUCGAUCAGUGGAUUAGCGAGUCCGAAGAUGACGCGCGAACGCCGGAGGAGGACAACGCUUCGCUAGAGAGAGCUCUGCGGGAAUUAGAAGAGAAGCGAGCUAAGUCGCGACCCAAGGCACCGAAAAAGCGUAACUAUGGUCGAAUUGGUCGGAGCGGUAGAGUCACCAAGCUCGCAAUUCGAGGGUGCACACGGAGACUCGCAACUAUGGUCGAAUUGGUAGCAACAGUGGAAUUGUAA